Messenger RNA from Exophiala spinifera, 759 nucleotides. RefSeq lists its product as uncharacterized. The record is from RefSeq and is a predicted model, not a curated record. The transcript has 2 exons. Lineage: Eukaryota; Fungi; Ascomycota; Eurotiomycetes; Chaetothyriales; Herpotrichiellaceae. Bases 1 to 759 code for a protein of 252 amino acids.
AUGGCUACCGAAGCAUCACACAAUACUCCAACGCCACGGACUGACUCUGUUCCUGUGACUCCUGCUUCCGUAUACCAGGGGCUGUUCACGUACCCUUUCGACACAGACCAAGAAUACCAGGCCGGGCUCGCGACCAUCCUAGGGCACCCGGAGACUCCAGUAACCUCGGAUGAGCUGAUAGACAAGAAAGAACUCGUGCUUCAAGCACGGUGUUUCUAUUUCUCAAGGAAGUUUGCUCUCCCGCCUAUAGAUCCUGUUGCAUAUUCGUCAUGGCUUCUCUCUCGGUCUCAAGCCGACCCUAGCCCUAGCCGAGAUCCCCAAUCGCAGAUUCCUGUGGCACAGCAUAUCUCUUCAGCGGAAGAGUCUGUCCCAUCCGCAGUCUCUCAACUCAAUCCUGCAUCAUCGAGUGAACCGGAACCACCGUACCCUACUUCCUUCGCGCACAUAGUCGAUCUGAUAACGCGCAACAUGCCGAUUCCUGGCAUCGAAGAAAUACCCAAUACUGUACUCGAGCCUGGCUCUAGUAAGAUUGACAAGAAUCCACGACGCAGGAAGCCGUGGGAGACCGACGCCGACCCUGAUCGAACAUCGAACGCUUCAGCAUCACCCCAAACAGAACCUCUCCCGCCAGCCGUAGUGGAGAUGGGGGAAAAUGGCGAUGUCGUUGAUCUGAAUGGCCACAGAGAGACGGGCCAAGGUGUGGUGAACAUUCUAAAGCCCAAUGCCGUACCGGACAGUGGUCUUCUGAGUAAGGAUUGA